Messenger RNA from Bacillus rossius redtenbacheri, 4032 nucleotides. RefSeq names its product 5'-3' exoribonuclease 2 homolog (gene Rat1). The transcript is spliced from 21 exons. Gene Ontology annotation, cellular component: nucleus. The coding region runs from base 198 to 3020 and encodes 940 amino acids. Gene Ontology annotation, molecular function: nucleic acid binding; 5'-3' RNA exonuclease activity; zinc ion binding. Lineage: Eukaryota; Metazoa; Arthropoda; Insecta; Phasmatodea; Bacillidae. The record is from RefSeq and is a predicted model, not a curated record. Gene Ontology annotation, biological process: nucleobase-containing compound metabolic process.
ACUUGCAGAUUUGUUGUGGUCGUUGAACUGAAAACAAAUACAUGCUCAAAAUUAUUGUUUUCGUACUUUGUGUUUUAUAACCAAGAAACAUGUCACAUAAAUAGUGUAAUAAUUGUGGGGAAAUCCGUGUCUGUUGACUAUAUUUUUUACUUCUGCGUCAAGAUUAUUUCCCAAAAUAAUUUUUAAAUUGGACGACCAUGGGUGUUCCAGCAUUUUUUCGAUGGCUCAGCAAGAAAUACGUAUCUGUAAUAGUACCGUGCAUCGAGGAGAAGCCCAAAGAAUUGAAUGGUGUUAAAAUCCCGGUCGAUGCCACAAAGGAAAACCCAAAUGGUGUGGAAUUUGACAAUCUGUAUUUGGAUAUGAAUGGCAUCAUUCAUCCAUGCACACAUCCUGAAGACAAGCCAGCACCAAAGAAUGAAGAUGAAAUGAUGGUAGCAAUUUUUGAGUGUAUCGACAGGCUUUUUAGUAUCGUACGCCCAAGGAAACUUCUUUACAUGGCCAUUGACGGAGUGGCUCCCCGUGCGAAAAUGAACCAACAGAGGUCGCGUCGGUUCCGCGCGGCGAAGGAAAGCGUGGAGAAGAUCGACGAGGUGGCGCGCCUGAGGUCGGAGCUGGCGUUGAAGGGCUGCUUCCUGCCGCCUGAGAAGCCCAAGGGAGACCACUUCGACAGCAACUGCAUCACUCCGGGCACACCCUUCAUGGCCCGGCUGUCGGCAUGCCUGCACUACUACGUGCAUGACCGCAUGAACAGCGACCCCGCGUGGAGGGGCAUCAAGGUCAUCCUGUCCGACGCCAACGUUCCCGGAGAAGGGGAGCACAAGAUCAUGGACUUCAUUCGCAGGCAGCGAGCCCAGCCGGACCACGACCCCAACACGCAGCACUGCCUGUGCGGGGCGGACGCCGACCUCAUCAUGCUGGGCCUGGCCACCCACGAGCCCUACUUCACCAUCAUCCGGGAGGAGUUCAAGCCCAACAAGCCCCGCCCCUGCGACAUCUGCGGCCAGAUGGGCCACGAGAUGAAGGACUGCCUCGGGCUGGAGCGGCCGGCGGAGAGCAGCGACCACCCUCCGCCCGACUACGGCACGGAGGGGGAGUUCAUCUUCGUGCGACUCAACAUCCUGCGGGAGUACCUGGAGCGCGAGCUGGACAUGCCCGGCCUGCCCUUCCAGUACGACUUCGAGCGGGCGGUGGACGAUUGGGUGUUCAUGUGCUUCUUCGUGGGCAACGACUUCCUGCCGCACCUGCCCUCCCUCGAGAUCCGCGAGGGGGCCAUCGACCGGCUCGUCACGCUCUACAAGAAGGCCGUCUACAAGACGGGGGGGUUCGUCACGGACAGCGGCCACGUCUACCUGGAGAGAGUGCAGCUCAUACUGGCCGACCUGGGGGAGGUGGAGGACCAGAUCUUCAAGAAGCGACAGCAAGACGAGAUAUCCUUCAGGGCGCGCAUGAAGGCUAAGAACAGAAGGGAGAAGGCAAUAAAGAAUUUCCGACCCAACUGGGUUCCCCAGGGUCAGUACUCGCCUCAGCCACUAGGGCGGAAUGCGAGCCCGGUCCAGAACCCGAGGCAGACGGCGUAUCAGGGCAGAAUGGAGGCCGGCGGACAGAGAGGAGGCCUGGGUUAUGACUCUCAGUCUGGGCCAAGGGGUCAGAAGCGAAAAGCGGAUGAAAUGGAUUCAGACGAGGAAGAAGAGCCUAACGACGAGGUGCGGCUGUGGGAAGAUGGGUUCAAGGAUCGCUACUACGAGUCCAAGUUUGACGUGGACCCCAGCAAUAUAAAGUUCAGGCAUAAGCUCGCACGUGAGUACGUGCGGGGUCUAUGCUGGGUGUUGCAGUAUUACUAUCAGGGUUGCGCCUCAUGGAAGUGGUACUUCCCUUACCAUUAUGCUCCAUUCGCAUCAGAUUUCGUGGACAUUGGAGAUUUGCCAACGACUUUCGAGAAAGGAACCAAGCCGUUCCAGCCGCUGCAGCAGCUGAUGGGGGUGUUCCCGGCCGCCAGCAGCUCCCACGUGCCGGCCCCGUGGGCGACGCUCAUGAGCGACCCGGACUCGCCCAUCAUUGACUUCUACCCGGUGGACUUCAAGAUCGAUCUCAACGGCAAGAAGUUUGCCUGGCAGGGUGUUGCCUUGUUGCCAUUUGUCGACGAGAAUAGGCUGUUCAAAGCCUUGGAGCCGUAUUACGACUGUCUUACUACCGCUGAGAUACGGCGUAACGUCCGUGGUGACGAUAGGCUGUAUGUUACGAAGGAAAACUCAGGUUUUUCGUUCAUCCAAGGCCUCUAUCAGAACGAAGUAGACAGCACGGUUGAAACCAGUAUAAUGAUUGAUGGCAUGAGAGGCACCGUGUUGCUUGCGGAAGACUGCAUCAAGCAAGGGGGUUCUCUUUCAUCACCAGUUAUGGGCCUUCCAAUAAUUUAUGAGAACAGUGUUCGUUGCAUUCGCUUCAGGGAUCCAAAGUAUGAUGACUCCUUCGUAUUUCCAGCUAAGAGACUUGAUGGAGCAGUGAACCCCCCGCGGGUGCUGAAGCCCGGGGACCUGAGUCCGCAGCAGAACAGGAACUGGCGUCCGCAGAUCGGCAUGUCUCCCGCCAACAAGCGAGCGUCUCUAGGAGACGCAGGCCACAGGAUGCUGGGCCACCACCAGCAAGCGGCAGGUGUGGGCCAGUACAGCAACGUGCCGCCCAUGAUGGGCAAUGUGUCUGCACUCAACGGGGCGCUAAUGGUCCAGCAACUGAUGAUGGGCAAUCAGCAGUCUUGGACGGGCGGCCACCGCCAGCAGCAGAGACCGCACUCCUGGCACGGCGGCGGCGGCGGCGGCGGCGGCGGCGGCUACGACUCGGGCCACGACUCCAGAUACACCGCCAGGACCUCGGGCGGGCAGUGGGGGCACCACCAAGGACACCACCAGGGACACCACCAGGGCCACCACCAGGGACACCACCAGGGCCAGCAGCGAGGCUACAGCCAGCAGAGAGGCAGGAACUCGUACAACAGAAGUAGGAGCGGCUACGGUGGGAACUACUGAGACAAGUGCUUUUCAACUGUUGAGAAUUAUUCUCAUUUUGAAAAUUAACAUGUUUUAUUUACUCAGUAGAUACCAAAAUAAUUUCUCUAAUUUUUUUGGAUUUGACAUUUUUUGCAAGUUUAGUAUGAAGUUAACCAGUCUAGUGAUUUAAAGCUUUAUUGGUGAAUAAUUUCUUUAUAGAUUGUGUGUCAUGUAUUUAAAAUAAACCUUGCAGUUUAUGUGUAUUUUAUACUUCAGUAAAAAGCAGUAAAAUGUUUUCUGCAAGUAGCAACAUAUUAAAUUAAUUUUUAAUAAAUGUUAACAUAAACUGCUCAAAAGCUGAACUGUUUGUGUUACGUUCACCAUGAUUAAUGAGUUUAAUAUGACAAAUAGUUUCUUCAUUAUUUUUAAAUUAUCAUUUGUUUUUUGUAUUAUAGAUGAAUAGUAAAAUUAUUGUAUUAUUAAAUUGCUUAGGUAUUUGCAACUUGAGCAAAUAAUUUUAAAGUGUAAAUAUUUAUUCAUUUUUGCUUACAAUAGUCUGGUGAGCAUUUUUUGUGUAUUGGACAUUAUAAAAGAAAGUUUCUAUUUUCUUUUAAGCAUUUAGUUUUUAAAGAAAAUGUUCUUUUUAUGUUUACAUGAUGAACAAUGUUAAAUCAUUUUGGGACAGCUAGACACAAUUUAUAAAUUGCGUUAUUGUGAGUACAAUUUUUGUACGCUAACAAAGAACAAAUUUUGCUACCAUACUCCUUAAAAAAUUAUGAUUACCAUGCCGGACCAUCAAUUUUAAAAAUAAAUUGUCACAGAAUAUUUCUUAUGCAAUACAAUUAUGUUCUGCCUGGACUUGAAUACAUUUACAAAAUGAAAAAAAUUAUUGAGGACACAAAUAGGUAUCAAACUAUUUUUUGUUCUACUUGCAACUAUCACGCAAGUGAUAUAUACUCAGUUGCCAUGUUUAUAAUUCAUGUUCAGAGUAAGGAACAUUUAAUGUGUUUUUGUACGGUGUGUGUAUGGAAUAAACAAAUUACUGUUUUAA